Musa acuminata subsp. malaccensis (wild Malaysian banana) is the source of this 944-nucleotide messenger RNA. The record is from RefSeq and is a predicted model, not a curated record. Lineage: Eukaryota; Viridiplantae; Streptophyta; Magnoliopsida; Zingiberales; Musaceae.
ACUCUUCGUGCUUGACAUGAAAGAGUGCCUCGACACUCUUUUCAGAUAAAAGCAGGAAUUGAGCUGAGAUUACCAUCAUCUGUUAUGUGAUCAGUUUAUAUCAGCUUGAAUGGAUCUUGCCAUCAUAGCAAAGUGAGAUGGGAGAUGGAAAAAUUAAGUUUGACGGAUCAAACACUACUGAGAAAGGACUCUUUUCCAACAUGAUGUACGGAUUUUCCGAAUAUUCAUCGGCCGGAUAUCCACCUCAAGGCCACAGUGGAUAUCCACCGCCACAUGGAUACCCUAUGGGGCCUGGUUCUUAUCCUCCACAUGGAUACCCGUCACAUUUAUCAGGUCCUUAUCCUCCAUACCCGUCACAUGGAUACCCGUUGGGAGGUGUAACACAUAUGUCAGGUCCUUAUCCUCCAUAUGGCUAUCCUCGCCCUCCUGGUCCACCCCCUCCACGGUAUCAUGGAUAUGGACAUGGCUCUACCGUAGGGUCAAUGCUGGCUGGGGGAGCAGCAGGUUACGGGGCUCAUCACCUGUUGUCGUCGCAUGGGCACCAUCACCAUCAUUUCCCCGGGCAUGGAAUGUACCAUGGCCACCCUGGUCAUCAUGGCAAGUUCAAGCAUGGCAAGUUCAAGCGUGGCAAGUUUUGGAAGCAUGGAAAGUUCGGUGGCAAGUUUAAGAAGUGGAAGUGAUCUAUCUGUAAGGUUGUUCCGAUGACUGAACUGGUUGUGCUUGCUGUGGCUUUUAUCUUGAGAGGAGGGAGGGUCUGCUCUUGUUUGUGUGAUAUGAAUGUUGCAGCUAUCAUCGUCUGCAAACACUCUACUCUGAGACUACUGGUGUUAUCUAUCCUUCCACAACUCUGUUGCUGUUGAGUAGUAAUUUACACAUAAACAUAUAGUACCUGUGUCAUGGUUCCAUGUUCUUCGCUUUGACGUGGAAAUCAUUUCUUCUUCUUU